GCUAAUGCGUGUCGGUUCAACCAAGCGGAAGUUUGUUCAGUUUAUUUUAAAAGAAGAAGAAGAAGCAAUGGAAACCGAAUGAAACUCGUUUUUGUAGCUGUUGUUUUCUAAAUUUGAGUGGCUAAAUGAGGAGCGCGCGUGUCCGUUAGAGCUGAAAUGUCUAACAUUAAGGAGUAUAUCGACAAAGUGACUCGUGUUUAUGAGAGAUACACCGAGUAUGUGAGGAGGAACCCAGCUGCCACAGCGCAGCUGGAGAACACUGUGCGGACUCUCUCCUACCUGAUAGCAGGGCGAUUUGCUGAUUCCCAUGAAUUAUCUGAACUAGUGUAUUCUGCCUCCAACCUUCUGGUGCUUUUUAACGACAGCAUCCUGCGUAAAGGGCUGAGAUGUGCUUUUCCUCCGUCUCUGUCUCAGCAGAGACUCCUCACCUGGCUGUCGGUGCUGGAGCACGUGGAGGUUUUCCUGGAGAUGGGAGCCGGCAGGCUGUGGGGUGAAGUCGGCCGCUGGCUCGUGAUCGGACUCGUUCAGCUUUUUAAGGCAGCUUUCCGCAUCGUUCUUCUUCUCGUCUACAAAUCCGGCCUUCAGACUUCACCUCCCAUAAUCCCUCUGGACAGAAGUGCAGAAUGUGUUGGUGAAGGUGAUGCUAACAGCGAGGAGCAAGAAGAGUCCUGCUUUGUGGGUCAGAGGUCAGGACGAGUCAUCAGGCCUCUGGGAAGCGCUCCAUCCCUGCAGUCCCGGCUGUGGGGAGCAUCCCCCCAGAGGAAGAAGCGGAGCAGCUUGAAGGAGAAGCUCAACAGCAAACCAACAUCUCUGGGCCUUCAGGAGACCAUCGCAGAGUCCGCGUUCAUUGGACGGCCGCUCGUGCACCUACUCUGUCUUGGACUCUGCGGGAAGCAGUCCUGGAAGCCGUGGCUCAUCUCUGGACUCCUGGAAAUGUCGAGCUUCGCCGUCCUCCAUGAAGCCAAAUUUCAGAACCGAUGGGAGCGAGCUGAGAUGAGGAGGAGGGCCUUCCUUCUGUUGUACUACCUGCUGCGUUCACCUUUCUAUGACAGAUACUCAGAGGAGAAGAUCCUCUUCCUCCUCAGACUUCUGGCUGAUCACAUUCCAGGAGUCGGACUUGUGGCGCGUCCUCUGAUGGAGUACCUCCCCGCCUGGCAGAAGAUCUACUUCUAUAACUGGGGGUAAACCUGCAGGACUCCAUGUUUGUAAAUGAUCUGAGGCAGCAGGGAGGAAGGACCCGUCUGGAUGCUGCUCCUCCUCCUCCAGAGACAGAGACGCUUCCCAUCAAUCCCCACAAAUCUGAUUAAAUUUAGUGGAAAUGAUUCCAAACACAUUUCAGACGUCAGGAACAGCUGACCUUGUGAUCCUGACGAAGCCAUCAUCCUGUGCUAGAAGCAGAUUUGCCGCCCGUCAGGCAGGUUGGGCCACUUCAUUCCUCCAGUUUAAGAUUUAAGCUCCGUCUCCGGGAUGACAGAUUUAUGACUUGUGUGACAUCUUUGUGGUGAUUUUCGUUGUCAGCAGCUGGCUGCAGAGGCUGCGCUGCAACAACACAAAACUUUUCCCAUGACUGGAGAUCAGUUUCCAACUGAACCCCUGCAGGUCGCCGAGGACUUUCUCCUCCAUUCAGGCCAGUUCUUGCUCUCUGUUCUGGAUGCGUUUCCCCGUCUGGGAGGAUGCUUUUCUCCUCAAAGAACUUUGAAAUUCCAGUUUCUUUUUAUUUCAUUAAGAUUAACAACAUACCAGGAACGCUUUCCUCCCCAGAAACUGUUAAAAAACUGGAUUCAUACUUUUUCCCUGUUUGUUGCUCAAAUCUUAUUAAAACUAUCAAAGAUAUCAUUUCAACACGUUUAAUGCCAGUUUGGUUCAAAUAAAAAAAUAUCUAUUAUUUCUUUCUCUUAAGAUCAAUCUUAACCCUUUAGAGCCCGGCUCAAGAAAAAAUGGGGAGAAAAGUCAAAUAUUUUUUUCUGAAAUCUUUAUUUGCCCUUUAACAAAAUGUAAAAAAAAAAAAAAAAAUUAGGGCUGUCAAAAGAUAAAAAAUGUAACCAGAUUAAUCCCAAAUUAAUUAAUCAUGGUUAAUCACCAUUCGCAGCUAUGCUUGAAAUUUGAUCAUUUUUACUGUAUUUUAUACUGUAUUUUUUUUUUUUUUUUUUUUUACAAAUUAGAUGAUUAGUUCAGUUGUAAUAAUCAGUUCAAUAUUUCAUAAAAUCUAGACCUAUAAAAAGGUGUCAUCUAUGCCCCCCUUUUCCUGGUCAGAGCUCCUGCCUGGCCCCCCAUCAGAACUUUUCUAGACGCGGCCCUGCAUAUAAACCCAGUCUACCACCAGCAGCUACCCAGUUAGAGAAGGUCCUGCCAACAACAAGACUUUGGGGUAAAUAUGUGACGGUGUGAACAUGAACCGCUAGCUUCCUCUUUCUCAGCUGAUCCAUAAACACACACAACAAGAGAGAAAAGCUGAUCAGCUGAUCGCUGACAGCCGCCAUGAUUCAUAAAAGAAUAUGAGAGGGAGGAGCCACGCUGGGCUGCACAGAGACGUCCGGAGAGCCACUAACCAGGUAAACGCAGGAAGUCUUUUCUUUUUAUUAAAGGCGGGAAGAGUGCGGCUGUGGAGCCCUCGCAACCCGAGAAGUUCGGGUGUUAAAACGCCACCAUCCUCCCGGGGCGGCACCCAUAGGUCCAUAAGGGAGAAAUGAUGGACGUAUUCUGCAAAUGCGUUAAUUGCAUUAAAAUAUUAUUAGGGUUAAAAUAUUAACGGAAUUAAUAACAUAAAUUAGUUACUGCUGUUAACGCGUUAUUUUCGACAGCCCUAAAAAUAACCAAAAUAAUUUUAUAUAUUUAUUUUUUGAUGUCAAAAAUGUUGUAGUGUAAAAGGUGUCCACCAGGGGGCAGAAGACGUAUCAUUGUGUACUACAGGGUUUUAAGCAAAGUUUUUACCAUAAAAUGAUGCAAAAUGUCUCAAACUUAUCAGUAAUAAAUACAGCAUUAAAUGGUUAAAUAUACUGAAGACUUGAUCAAAGUUUUUAUAGUCCUUUUUUGGGAGACUGUUUUUAGUCUUCUAAGGACCUGAAAGGGCAGUAAAUUUUAAAUCCGACACUGUAAAACCAAUCACUGUUAGAGUAGUUAUUUUUAGUAGAUUUAACUCGCCGGCCAUCAGAGACUUUUUUCCUUCAUUAGUGGACACAAAACAAAACAUUACAGACUCGGUUUUCCACUUUUCUUCUCAAAAUGCCCCAUCAACUUCAGUCCUAAUUAAAAAUACCAAAUAUGUAACUAUUCAGUUUAUUUUAACCCUUUCAAUGCCUGUUUAAUUAUACAAUGCAAAUUUUUAUGAAAAGAAACUUCAUGCAUGUUUGGGUGAUUUUCAGGAAAGAUCCAAGUUAGUGUUUUAUGAUUAAUUUUUAGUAAAUUUAAGUCUAAGAAAACUCCCUCCAACUCACAAACGUGUUUUAUGAAAAUUAUUUUUCUUUUUUUCACAUGUUAAUAAAUUGGCAUUUAAUGACAUAUUUAGUGGAAAGAUUUUAAAAAAGUGGAAAAAUCUCAAUCUUUGUUUUAUGGCACUUUUUGGGAGAGGACUUCUUUGUCCUCUAAAAUAAAUCUUUUUUGUAAAAUACUAAUAAUCCCAGAUCUUAACAUUUCUUAGAUGGAAAGUAACUCACUUUAUGUAUAUUUUUGAAGAAAAACAGUGACGUAAUUAAAUUAGCCUUUUAAGUGUUAAAAUAAUUUAAAUAAAUGCAUAUUUGGUACAUUACAGUCAUUUAGCAGACGCUUUCAUCCAAAGCGACUUACAGUGGUCGGGGUCUAGCCAAAAGACCCAACUGGGAGGUGUUGAGAUUUGUCUCUUGGGGGGAAUCGAACUCUCUCUCCUCCGUCUCCUGCAUGGGAGACGGCUGCUCUGCCACCCGAGACAUCCAGCUACAGGUUUCAUAAGGAUUGACACUGACUUUUUUGGGCUCUAGUGGCCUUUAUUUGACAGUACUUGGACAUGGACAGGAAAGUGGGGUCAGAGACAUUAAGCUAAGCUACUAACCGCCCCAGGUCGGGACUCGAGCCAGUGCACCGAGGAGCUGUAGCCUCUACGUGGAGGUGGCUGCUCGACCGGUUGAGUUACACACCACAAGCUGACCUACAGUUUUAAGACAAGAAAAAAGUGAAGCUGUUUCUGUCCACUAAUGACCUGAAGGAAGAAAAUUCCCACGAGAGUUAAUAUUUGUUUCCUGCAGAAAAAGCCAAAAAAAUGGAGUCAAUAAGAAGGUUUUUGAUCUUUAUUAACAUACUGAAUAAGUUUUUUUUGUAGCCUACAAAUAAAUACUUUCAUCCUUUCAGUCCACACGUGUUUUUUUCUGGAGGCUCUCAGUAGGUGAGGAAUACACAGGCAUGUAGAGGGAAAAAUAUCAGAAAAUGAACAAACCGCCUCCAGACCUCAUCUGCUCGGCCAACAUGGAGUCUGCUCAGAGCGCAAGGCGAAGGGGGGUGUGUGAUGGAUGGAAACGCUCACACCACGCCGAGCACGUCUGAUUCCUGUCAACCGUUUACAGCCGUGGAAGUGAAACAAGCCGAAGUAAAUGACAGCAGAACAGAACCGCCGGGUCGGCCGUCUGGAGGAAAUAACAGCAGCUAAGACGUCCGAUGGUUCACCUCCACAGAAUCAGUGCUUCGUGU
Melanotaenia boesemani (Boeseman's rainbowfish) is the source of this 4656-nucleotide messenger RNA. It is a transcript of the gene pex16, whose product is annotated as peroxisomal biogenesis factor 16. Bases 157 to 1185 code for a protein of 342 amino acids. NCBI's taxonomy places the organism in Eukaryota, Metazoa, Chordata, Actinopteri, Atheriniformes, Melanotaeniidae. The record is from RefSeq and is a predicted model, not a curated record. Gene Ontology annotation, cellular component: peroxisomal membrane. Gene Ontology annotation, biological process: peroxisome organization. The transcript has 11 exons.